ACGUUAUUAGAACGUUCCUUCGUUGGUAGAAAUUGGUAGAAAUGAAAUCGUUUUUUGGCACCUAACAAAACGGAAUUAAAAUUACUAGAUAUCGGAUUGCUAACCUUAUGUGACUACUCAUUUGAAUAAGAAAUUGUCUGGACCUUAUUUAAGAAAGUAAAUUCGUAUCAAACUACAGGAAACUGUAAGGUUAGGUGUCUUGAUAGAAUGUCGGCAGAGGAAUCUUCAAAUUUGCGUUUAGGACCUGAUCCUAAUGUCAGUUAUCCGAUACAAGUACAAUAUUGUGGAAAUUGUUCUCUUCCCAUCGAGUAUUGUGAAUAUUAUCCAGAAUAUGAAAAGUGUAAGCAGUGGCUAGAAAGGAAUUUACCAACAGAAUUUGAGAAAGUUAAAUUAGUAGAAGAUACUACUACAGAGGCAGGUGGAGGUGAAGAUGAAAAGAAACGACAAAAACGUGGUGGCAAAGGCAUGCUUAAGACAAAGAAAAAAGAAGAUGUUCCAAAAUUAGUGACCGUAUCUAGAGCACCUAGAGGGAAAAAGAAAUCUGUUACAGUUGUUACUGGUCUCAGCACUUUUGACAUAGAUCUAAAAGUAGCUGCAAAGUUUUUUGGUAGUAAAUUUGCAUGUGGAUCUAGCGUAACAGGAGACGAUGAAAUAGUUAUACAAGGGGAUGUAAAAGAUGAACUAUUUGAAGUAAUUCCAGAAAAGUGGCCACAAAUUGAUGAAGAUUCCAUAGAUGACCUGGGGGAUCAUAAAAGAUAAUGAGCAAACCGAAAGUUUAUUUGCACAAUGUAUUUAAUAUUAUAUCAUUUCCAUUUCUGUUUAAUAUAAAUAAAAUGUACAUAAAGUAUAUAAAAUGUUUUUAAGAACUU
This is a messenger RNA of Bombus huntii, 869 nucleotides long. It is a transcript of the gene DENR, whose product is annotated as density-regulated protein homolog. Bases 208 to 759 code for a protein of 183 amino acids. NCBI's taxonomy places the organism in Eukaryota, Metazoa, Arthropoda, Insecta, Hymenoptera, Apidae. Gene Ontology annotation, biological process: formation of translation preinitiation complex; translation reinitiation. Gene Ontology annotation, molecular function: translation initiation factor activity; mRNA binding. The transcript has 6 exons. The record is from RefSeq and is a predicted model, not a curated record.